Molecule: messenger RNA, 2558 nt
Organism: Hevea brasiliensis (rubber tree)
Lineage: Eukaryota; Viridiplantae; Streptophyta; Magnoliopsida; Malpighiales; Euphorbiaceae
Exons: 10
Coding region: 682-2322 (546 amino acids)
Source: RefSeq, a predicted model, not a curated record
CUCAGUCAUCAACUUGAAAUGGUGUGAUCCCCAUUCUAUUUGAACCCAAUAAAGCAAAGAAAAGCAGAGCCAAUGUUCCAAAGUAGUCGUUUUUACACUCUCCACAGCCACAGAGCAGCACAGAACUAGCUUCAAAAAAUUUUUGAAAAAAACUUUUUUUUAGCCUUUUUGUGUAACCCAACAGAGGGGAUCUCUUCAAAAUUCUGAAUUUGUCUGAGUCUCUGAAAAUCAGAAUCGCACUAUCUUUGAUUCCUUUUCUCUUUAGCAUAAAAAAUUCACAUUCCUUUAAAUCUUUUCCUGUUUUUAAGUCUAUAAUCUCUGAACCUUUUGUUUUUCUUCAAAGACUAUACGCGUACGCUCUGGUUCUUGCUUCGUACUCGUAGGCUUUCUUCGUAGUGUUCUCUUUCUUCACUGUGUUUCAACCAACUUUUCAUUUAACAAUAUUUCAAUUUGUUUUUCGUUGAAUUCCUUUUUUUUUUAAUUUUCCUUUUCUUUCCCGCCCAUUAAUCUUUUCUUCUUUUUCCCUUUUUCUAAUGUUGAAGUCAUGAAAUUUUCAUUGUUUGCUUUGAAAGGCCAGUGCUUUGUUGGUUCUAACUUUUGUGCCAUAAAUGAUGCGUAUAGUCAUAUUCACUUGCAGAAAUCGUUAAUCGCAGAUUUAGGGAGAGAUUUAAGGAGGUGAUUAUGGGUGGAAGUGGUAAAGUGGAAGUGAUCACCAGCAAGGGGUGCUCAAGAAUGUUUAUGGGAUUUUCAGCUUCAAUCCCAUCUUUUAGAGGAUUGCAAUCCUUCGAGCCAUUGUCUCCUUUCACAUCCUCAGUUGGGUCUGAACCGGUGUUGGUUCGAUCAAGCGGUCCCUUUGCUGGUCUUGUUAUAUGUGUUACAGGUCUAUCUAAAGAAGCAAGGAAGCAAGUAAUGGAAGCAACAGAGAGAUUAGGCGGUCAAUACAGCCCUAAUUUGCAUCCUCAGUGUACUCAUUUGGUGGUCCAGAGCUUUGGCGGGCGCAAGUUUGAGCAUGCUUUGAAGCAUGGAUCAAAAAAUGGUCUCUUUGUUGUUGCACUUGGAUGGUUUGUGGACAGUGUCAGGAGGAAUGUGAGGUUGAGUGAAUCACUUUACAGUGUCAAGAGUGUUGGGGAAAAUGAUGUGCGCUUGGAUGACUUAAAUCGACUUGUUGGUCUCAGUGGCACUGAAAAUUCCUGUCUUCCUGUUGGUUUUAAUGAUCCUAAGAAAUUUGAAUUGACUGAAGGACUGCGUAAAAAAUCGUCUGUAAGAAGUUCUGAUAGAAGUAUUGAAGCAACUUUGUCCGGUAACUCCUUGUAUGUUGAUUCAGACAUUUCAGAUGAACUGCGGAAUAAGGUUUAUGAGGCGGCUACCAGAGAAGGUGCCACGUUUUUGGAUCGAUGGUUUGUUGGCUGCAGUGCAAGUCACGUAGUAUGCGAAGGGGCUUCUGUCAAAAGAUAUCUUGGCCACUCUAACAACCUUGUGACUCCACUUUGGGUUCUAAAAACAGCAAAGGAGAAACAUGUCCAGAGGCUUGUUCAGAUGUCUGCUGAUUUGGCCAGGCAUGUUGGGAUGAUGCUUGAAAAUUUUCAAAAUGGCAAUGCAGGGCAGGAAAUAAAUGGGGGAAAUGACCCUCAAGAUGCUCAGAGUUUGAGGAGUAAAGCAAGCUAUGGAGAAAGGCAACAGGUUGUGAAUUUUGCUAAAAACUUGGUUAGAAGUCGUCGUGGUCGUCGAAUGCAGACUUGUCAAACCCCAAUUCGUCCAAUUACCCCAAGCAGCCUUCUGGAUUCAAUCUGCUGGUCAAUAUCUGAGCCAACCUCAACUGCUUCUAUUUACACAGACUCUUUAAGUUGCGAUGAUGUUAGUGAACAUCAUACAUCUGUGUUCUUUGAUGCAAAGGGGGACAAGGAUUCAGAAGCUUCCUUUGCAAACCUAACACGACCACUUACAGAAAGUGAGAAAACAGAGUUGGUAUUUAAGAACCACUUUCUGACCAUACUGUUUCCCACUGACCGGUUUUCUGAGAUGGGACCUUACUCAAGAUCCUUUUUCAGCAAAAAUGGUUUCACAUGUUUGCAGGUGUUAGAUCAUAUAUAUGCAUUUUAUCAGGAGAAUAUGUCGGCUUCAGAAAUAGAAGCUGCAAUUCACACCGACUCAAGGCACGCUGAUCGGCUCCGAUCUGUGUACUCCAGUAAAGAAACAGCUGAGCUUGGUUAUGUGAUUUUCAAACGGAUCGACUUCUUAGGUAGCCGCAAGAGUUUUGAGAUGUUAAAGCGUGUUGCUGGGGACAACAAUAGUAACGUAUAUGAACUCUUGAUUAGAGCAUAAUAUCAUCUAUCAGGUAGCGUUAUAACAAAAAACUAGCUUGAAGGCAAGAACUACACCUCUUUAACAUGCUGUGUCCACAAUUUUCCAUCGAAUGAAAUGCAGUUUUCUAGCCUGUACGACAUAAUGGUCUCGUUUCCAUAAAUAUGCAAAUAUCAUAUCCUUUCAUCAAGUGUGCAUGAGGAACAGUAAAGAGUGAAAUACCAACAGAUUUAUACUUACUCUUUUUUACACAGGAA